AUGAACGGUUUUGCAGACCGCGGCCUUGAUGAGGAUGCCUUUGGGGAGAAAAAGGGCCUGACCGCCAAAACCAAGCCGAGUUAUACUCGGCGAACCUCCGCUGGCGGCUAUGCUACCAUCAUCCUGGUCUUGAUAUCUACCUUACUCUCCUUUACCGAGCUCCGCCGUUGGUAUGCUGGCCAAGAGACCCAUUUGUUCUCUGUCGAGAAGGGCGUGUCCCACGACCUUCAGAUAAAUCUGGACAUUGUUGUUUCGAUGCAAUGCGCCGACCUCCAUGUCAACGUGCAGGAUGCUUCAGGCGAUCGUAUCCUUGCUGGCGAUCUUUUGAAAAGAGAUCCUACAAGUGGAAACCACUGGAUUGAUAUCGACAGGGGCGUCUUCAAGCUGGAACAGGGGAUGGGAAUAGAAGAGCAGGAGAGAGAUACUCAUGUGGGACACGUGCUAGGCGAAGUCAGAAGUAGCAAACGAAAAUUCAAAAGGACUCCUAGAUUGGGCAGACGAGAGCAGCCGAGUGCGUGUAGGAUAUACGGAAGUAUAGAAGGCAAUAAAGUACAAGGGGAUUUUCAUAUCACAGCUAGAGGUCACGGCUAUCAAGAAAUAGGCGAACAUCUUGAUCAUACUGCGUUCAAUUUUUCACACAUCAUUAACGAGUUAUCUUUUGGGCCAUUGUACCCUUCAAUACAGAAUCCACUUGACAAAACUUACGCUCUCGCCGACAACCACUUCUACAAAUAUCAAUACUACUGUUCAGUAGUGCCGACCAUCUAUACUCGCUCACCGAAUCCGAACCCCGCGAACCCUAUGUCAACUUCCAUCUUCACCAACCAGUACGCCGUUACCUCCCAAUCACACGAGGUACCAGAAAGACAAGUGCCUGGCAUCUUCUUCAAAUUCGAUAUCGAGCCCGUACUUCUGACCAUCAGAGAAGAGCGAGGUGGCUUCAUUCAGCUGGUCGUGCGAGUAGUCAACGUUGUGAGCGGAGUCUUAGUCGGUGGCGGAUGGUGCUAUCAACUCAUGGGCUGGGCAAGAGAUGUAGUGUCCGGAAAGCGAAAACGAAAGAGCGAAGGUAUGAUCAACGGAAAUGCCUCGUUACAUGAUGAGGACGAGUAG
Messenger RNA from Bacidia gigantensis, 1110 nucleotides. RefSeq lists its product as uncharacterized. The transcript has 3 exons. Gene Ontology annotation, biological process: endoplasmic reticulum to Golgi vesicle-mediated transport; retrograde vesicle-mediated transport, Golgi to endoplasmic reticulum. Gene Ontology annotation, cellular component: COPII-coated ER to Golgi transport vesicle; endoplasmic reticulum membrane; Golgi membrane. The record is from RefSeq and is a predicted model, not a curated record. NCBI's taxonomy places the organism in Eukaryota, Fungi, Ascomycota, Lecanoromycetes, Lecanorales, Ramalinaceae. The coding region runs from base 1 to 1110 and encodes 369 amino acids.